AUGAAGGGCAGAACGCACAUUUGGGUUGCCCUCCUAUUGGUUUGCCUAACCCCGCGUUUUAAAAAUCUAGACAAGGAUGUUUCUUCUCCUGUAUGCAGAACUGAUGAUGUGUACACGGGUGAUGCUUUUUUCCCUUUCAAGAAGAAAAAAUACAUCCUCUAUGAUGUGAACCUCGGAGAAGGCUUCAAUCUGCAGAAGGAAGUACUGUACCGAGUGGCGCUUGCCGUGUACUACCUCAACCAGGAGGUGCGGACACAAGUGCAUUAUCUUGUGUUGCCCCCCUGGUGCUACCUCACCCACUGGGGAAGGGAGAAAAAACACAACAGAAUUAAGUGGAGCGUUUUCUUCAACAUGAAGGUUUUGCAAAAUGUGAUCCCCGUGAUAGAGUACACUGAAUAUGAAAAAGAGUUUGGGCCACACGCGGACUACAUUCUUUCGUAUCGACAUUUCAUUGGAGAUUGGUCCAAAAUGAACGAAAAAAAGAGUUUCCAAUUUCUGGACAUAGAGAAAUGUCACGUGGAAAAUUAUAAAUUGAAAAAAAAUUUAUGUAAAAAUUGUGACUAUAAAUAUUCAGUUGUAUAUUCAGGAAAUUGCGCAAAUGUCAAGGGAAAAAAAACAGAAUGUUUAGAAUUUUUUUUUAUAACUAGCUAUUUUGUAAGCUCCACUCUUUCAGACAUAUUUCACUACGACAUUGAUUCUGUCCUUAUCAAACAUGGCAGCAACAUACUGGUGUCUUUUGUGAACGAAUUGGUGGAAGCAAAUUUGGAGGAUGUUCUCCCAUACAGUGAAGAUUUAAUAAAUGAGGGAAACCAGUUUGUUGAAAAAAAUUUUAAGUCCAAUAAUAACUACAUAAGUUGCCAUCUCAGGUAUACGGACUUUAGGAAAAUCUCCACAUAUGAUGUCUCGCCUAUAGAAAUUUCCCUUUUAAAAUUGCUUUACAUCAUGUUUUUGCGAAAAAGUAGCAUAAUUUUUGUUUCAACUGAUGAGAAAAAGCAAGUUAAAAAAGUGAUUGAUAGGCAAUUUUCUCAGUAUAAAAAUUUUUUUUUUUUUUACGAAAAUGAAAAGUUGCACACAGGACAGGUUGCUAUAAUUGAUCAGUGGAUUUGCAUACGUUCAGGAACAUUUGUGGGGAAUAUCUUUUCAAGAUUUAGCAUGCAUAUAAAAUGGGAGCGAUCUUUAAUUGGUAAGGGUGGUCAAGAUCACAAUUUGGAUCUUUGCGGUUACAGUAUUAACACUGAUGAGGGGUUGCGAAAAAAAUAUUCCGAUAUUCAAGAUACACACCUCGAUGAGGAAGCCUUGCAGAAGCUGCACCCCUUGUACAUGCGCCUAUCGCAAACAGAUAAAAAAUUCCUCAGGACCAUUUGCUACGACUUUGCGCAUCACUACCCCCAGAAUGUGAGCAUCUACCGCAGGGGGUAUGUGCCUCCUGAGUUGUGGGGGGUGAGUAACGGCGGCAAAAAAAACGCUUAA
Molecule: messenger RNA, 1470 nt
Organism: Plasmodium knowlesi strain H
Lineage: Eukaryota; Apicomplexa; Aconoidasida; Haemosporida; Plasmodiidae
Product: GDP-fucose protein O-fucosyltransferase 2, putative
Exons: 2
Coding region: 1-1470 (489 amino acids)
Biological process (GO): protein O-linked glycosylation via fucose
Molecular function (GO): peptide-O-fucosyltransferase activity
Source: RefSeq, a predicted model, not a curated record